AUGGAACACACCGGCAAAUCUUCGAUCUCCACCGACCGCAAGACCAGUGAGAAGACCGUCGACUCCUCCGCGUCUGUGAAACCAAACGGGAAGUCCAUUGAUGCCUCCGUGACUGUGAUGAAACCUAACGAGAAGGCUGCUGUUUCAUUUGCCAAUCCGAUGAACCCAGACGCUGCUACCGCUCUCUCCUCCGCGUGUGUCGACCAAGUGAUGUUGUUCAGAGAUGUUUCCCACGGCCCACGCGAAGCUGACUCGAGGUAUCGUUUGAUUCACUUCUGGGAGGCUCGCAAUCCAAACACGAAAACCCUUAUUGGACAAGAGAUGCUCCUUAUCGACGAAGAGGGUACCGUUAUUCAGGGUUUUGUCCCAGCCGGACGUGUUGGGACAUUUGAUCUGGUAGCUGGUUCUGUGUAUAACCUGAGCAACUUUUUCGGAUCCAGAAGCAAAGAUCAGUAUCGGGUUGCUGAUCAUGUCGCCACCCUGGUGAAUGGACAGAGAAUCACGGACCAUAUGAUUCUUGACGAAGUUGACAUAGCAGAGAAGCGGCAUUUAUGUGUUCAUGUUCAGACACAUGACGGACCGGUUAUGAAGCUUUAUCUGUGGGACAACGCUGCAGCCGACUUCUGCCAUAAAUUCAAGUCGUAUGGAAGCACUCCAAACGUUCUUUUGGUCACCACUGUGAACCCAAAACAUCUUGGAGGAACCCUUGCUCUCACUUCUAUGUCAUCGUCUCGGGUGUUUAUGGAUGUCGAUGUUCAGCCUACUAGAGAUUAUCUUGAAUGGUUGAAUUCCAACUCUGAUAUUGCUAAUAGGGUUGCUGCUGAGCUUGUCACUAAGCCUGAGAUAGUGACUCUUGAAGAGCUAUUCUCUUACAUCAAGCAAGACUCUUCUAAGGUUGCUUGGUUUGAGUGCAUGGCGACUAUAGAUGAUGUUGUCCAGGGUUCUGCAUGGUAUUACAUCUCCUGCGGUGGAUGUAAUAGCAAGGCGGUCAACGGACCUACUUCUCUGAUUUGCAACAAUAAGAAGUGUGUGAAGACUGAAGUCACAGGCGUACCUCAGUACCUCACGAGGAUUUCUGUGUAUGAUAAGAGUGAACAAGCAGUUUUUGUCAUUCUUGGUGAUGCUGGCAAGGAGCUGACUGGAGCUGAUCACUGCGUGCCUGUUCCGCAAGCUUUGCUUGAUACAAUAGGGCAAACACGCAAGUUCAUUGUGAAGGUCUCGGAUCAUAAUCUGACAGGUAAGACUCAGACUAUAACUGUCACCAAGAUACUCCCACCAGAAGCCCCGCUGCCGUCGACCGUAGGUGUCGAGUCUGGUUCUUCAGGAAGCUCUGGAGAUACUGCAGGUGAUAGGGCCAGAAAAGCCUCUGAGAUCCUUGAGGCAGAUGAAGCAAAACGUCCCAAGAGUGGCUAA
Messenger RNA from Brassica napus (rape), 1413 nucleotides. RefSeq lists its product as uncharacterized. Gene Ontology annotation, cellular component: nucleus. The transcript has 9 exons. The record is from RefSeq and is a predicted model, not a curated record. Gene Ontology annotation, molecular function: DNA binding. Lineage: Eukaryota; Viridiplantae; Streptophyta; Magnoliopsida; Brassicales; Brassicaceae. The coding region runs from base 1 to 1413 and encodes 470 amino acids. Gene Ontology annotation, biological process: DNA repair; DNA recombination; DNA replication.